Molecule: messenger RNA, 1738 nt
Organism: Zingiber officinale
Lineage: Eukaryota; Viridiplantae; Streptophyta; Magnoliopsida; Zingiberales; Zingiberaceae
Product: hexokinase-3-like
Exons: 9
Coding region: 151-1653 (500 amino acids)
Biological process (GO): glucose 6-phosphate metabolic process; glycolytic process; intracellular glucose homeostasis
Cellular component (GO): mitochondrion; cytosol
Molecular function (GO): fructokinase activity; mannokinase activity; D-glucose binding
Source: RefSeq, a predicted model, not a curated record
CUCUCCCGUUUCAUUGCAGCGGGUCGCUUUCUCUGUUCCAUUCCUUUUCCAAUCUCGUCCUCCUCUUCCCCGCCGGCGAGGCUCCGAUAGACGCUGAUUCUGUCGGCCGUUGGCCAGACAUAGCACGGAAUUGCAGAAUAUUCCAUCCGGAUGGGGAGGGUCGAGUUGGGGGUGGCCGUUGGGUGCGCCGUUGUGACUUGUGCGAUCGCGGCGGCGCUGGUGGGACGGAGGGUGAGGAGUUGGUGGCGUUGGGGGAAGGCGGUGGCGAUGGUGGAGGGAUUCGAGGAGGGUUGCGCCACCCCGGUCGGUAGGCUGCGACAGUUGGUGGACGGCAUGGUCGUGGAGAUGUACGCGGGGCUGGCCACUAACGGGGGAAGCAAGCUCAAGAUGCUACCCACCUUCGUCGAUGUCCUCCCCGAUGGAACUGAAGAUGGAAUAUACUAUACUCUUCAUUUAGAUGCAACGAGUUGCAGAGUUGUAAGAGUUGAACUGGGCAUCAGAGGUUCUAAGACCUUCAACUAUAAAGUUGAGGAGAAAAAGAUUCCAGUGGAAUUGUUGACCAGUACAAGAGAGGACUUUUUUGAUUUCAUUGUUUUGGCAUUAAAAGAAUCUGUUGAAAGAGACGACAAUGAUUUUGAGCAAAUGCCUAAUUUAAGGAUGAGACUCGGGUUUGCAUUUCCUUGUCCAAUUAAACAAUUGUCUUAUUCUUCCGGCGCUCUUAUUAACUGGGCAAAAGGAUUUGCUGUUGGAGAUGUUGUCGGAGAAGAUGUUUCACAAUGUUUAGAGGAAGCCAUGGCAAGGAAUGGAUUGAACAUGAGUGUAGCUGCAUUGGCGAAUGAUCCUAUGGGAGCAUUAGCUCUUGGUCAUUAUCACGAUAAAGACACUGUAGCCGCAGUGAUAAUUGGAACUGACACCAAUGCAUGCUAUAUUGAGCGAAUGGAUGCAAUUAUUAAGUGUCAAGGUCUUCGCACAAACUCUGGAGACAUGGUUGUCAACAUGGAAUGGGGAAAUUUCUGGUCAGCACAUCUACCUAGAACCACUUACGAUAUUGCUUUGAAGGAUGAAAAUACAAGGCGAAACGACAAAAGUUUCUCAAAACUGAUUUCGGAAAUGUACUUGGGUGAAAUUGUUCGAAGAGUUCUUCAUAGAACUGCAAACGAACUGAGUAUUUUCAGAGAUUCUACUCAUCAACUAUCAGUACCAUUUACCUUAAGGACAUCUUUGAUGGUUGUCAUGCACAAGGAUAACUCUGUGGACCUACGAGAAGUCGGAAAGAUCCUUCAAGAAAGUUUCCAGAUAUCCGGUACUUGUUUGAAAGAAAGAAUGCUGGUCACGAGAGUCUGUGAUAUUGUGAUCCGAAGAGCUGCCAGAUUAGUUGCAGCAGGGAUAGUUGCUAUACUGAAGAAAAUAAGCCGAGAUGGAUACGGUAGAACAUCAAGCGGAAGCACCACCCAAGGUAGAUCAAGAAGAAAGGUCAUUGCAUUCGAGAGUGGCCUUUAUAUUCAUUAUCCGAUCUUCCGGAAAUACCUUAACGAAGCCAUAUCGGAAAUCUUGGGCGAAGAGGUUGCCCAUAAUAUAGUCCUUCGGAUUUCUGAAGAUGGAUCAGGAAUCGGCACUGCUUUGCUGGCUGCUGUGAAUUCAUCUCGAAGAUGAAUAUUGGAACUUUUAAUUCAUUUUUUUUUUUUUUUUGCUGUGCAAAUGUAAGAAAUUGUUUCAUAGUCAUAUAAAGAAGAGCUUG